Molecule: messenger RNA, 3250 nt
Organism: Sarcophilus harrisii (Tasmanian devil)
Lineage: Eukaryota; Metazoa; Chordata; Mammalia; Dasyuromorphia; Dasyuridae
Product: 40-kDa huntingtin-associated protein
Biological process (GO): vesicle cytoskeletal trafficking
Cellular component (GO): early endosome
Source: RefSeq, a predicted model, not a curated record
GCGCAGAUCCGGAGAGCGCUGAGGCCCCACGGCCACUCCAAAGGACCCGAUUGGUCUCCGGGGCCAGGAUGACGCCGGUCCGGUACCGGCCAAUGAGAGCGAGCCUCGCGCCGCGGGAGCGCGUCCGGGCCGCGGCGGCGCGCUCGAGGGGCCGGGGAGCUAUGGCGGUUGCCGGGGUGGGCCUCAGCAGCGUGGUGGGCGGUAGCGGCGGGGUCGGCACGGGCGCCGGGCACGACGAACUCUUGGCCCGCCAGGGGGUCCAACAAGCGCGGAAGCGCCCCGCAAGCCCAACUGUCAGGCCCGAGCAGUUCGGGCAGCUGGGCAAGGAGCUGCGGGCCCAGGACUGCCUGCCUUACGCCGCCUGGUGCCAGCUGGCCGUGGCACGCUGCCACCAACGCCCACGGCCCGGCGAGGCGCUGGCCCUCACCGAAGCGGCCCGCCUCUUUCUGCGGCAGGAACGCGAGGCCCGCCUGCGCCUGGCCUGCGCCGCCGCCUACGGCGAGCCCCUGCAGGCGGCCGCCAGCUGCUUCGCCUUCGCCGUGCGCCGACCUGAGCUGGGCCAGCCGGCCGCGGCCGCCAGCCUGUGCCUGAGGGCGGGCCCCUGGCGCCCCACAGCAGCUGGCCCGGCCGCCGUGCACUUCGAGCGCGCGGCCGAGCUGCAACUGCCUCUGUUGCCGUUGGAGGCGCUCCUGGCGCUCGGCGACGCGGCCUCCCGGUGGGCUGACGCGGGACCGACGGCGUUGAGCUCUUACACGCAUGCAGCGCUGGCCGGGAGCGAGCGGCGGGGCGGCGGGCGGGCUGGGGCCCGCUGUUGGGGGCGGCGGGGGGCCCCUGCGGUCGGGCGGGGGCCCGGCCAGGGGGCCUUCUGGGACGGGCCGGUCCAGUGUGAGGUGUCGGUGCGUGCGCUGCUGCUGCAGCCCCCGCCGCCCAAGCUCCUGCCCGAACACGCCCAGACCUUGGAGAAGUACUGCUGGGAGGCCUUCGAAGGCCACUGUCAGGACAGCAUCUGCCCCUUGCCCGAGGAGCUCUUCCUGCUGCUGCAGUCCCUAGUCAUGGCCGCCCACGAGAAGGACCUGGAUGCCAUGAGAGUGUUGCAGGGGGAGCUCUGGCCACUGCUCAGUGCCGAUCAGAACCACCUGCUGCACCUGAUCCUCCAGGAGAUGGUCGCCCCUGCCGGGCAGGGCAUCUGAUGGGCAUCCCUCACUGCCAGUCCCCAUCUCCCAGGCUCAGGGGGUGCUCUGCUCUCAGCGGCUUCAGGACUAACCGCCUAGCCGCUCGAGAGUCAGCCUCGGGAAGACCAAAGGAGAUUUCUCUGAAACCCUCUCCUUCCCGUUUAGGUAGCUCUACCUUACAUCAAGGCAGGAAGUAAGCAGGAAUCAUGGAGGGGCCACCGGCCGUCACACUGAACCCUUUAGGCUUUUGGAGCUCAUUUCAGUGCCAUCCUUGUAAAUCUGGAGAGCACCAAAUGGGAUCUUCACCCCGAGCUUUCCAUGUCCUAGUCCCUCUUCUCCCCAACUCAGAAAUUUUACCUCCUAAGCAAUUAUCUCAUUAUGAUUAUCAAAUGUUGGACUGGCUGGCUAGACCUAAGUAACAAAAUCACCUGUUUUGACUUUGCUUAAUGGAAUUUUCAUUCUUUGUAAUCAUCAGCUGGAGUAAAGGAAAAAGGUUUGGCCAGUUCUUUUUACUAGAGAGUCACUUGUCACCCCAAUCUUGGUAUUUUCACUUGUUAUUUUGGCUUCUGAUUACAUGAUGAUGCUUUUUUUCAAAUGCUACUUUUUUCUUUGGGUACCCCUUCUGUGAAAUGGGAAUAAAGAAUAAUUCCCUUACCUGAACGUUGUCUCUGGUAGUCCCCCUUAGGAUCUGUCUAAUGCAUCAUUUCCCUCAUAGGCUGUCUUUGUGGUAGCUUGUUAGCUUCGAAACGAUAUCAAUGUGCAAGCCAAAUCUUAGUAUUUAUAGUAGAUGAAUUUUCUGAAAUUAACUUAUUACACUUGAUUCACAUUUGUGAAGUUGUAGUAUUUAUGUAUCUGCAAGAUAGUAUGUAUUAAAAGUGACUUUUUAAAAUGAAACACAAUCCAGUAAUUGUGUAUGACAGUGUGGAGCAGUGGGAAGAGUGUUGGGUUUGGAGUCGGUGCACUUGGGGUCUGGCGUUGCCUGUGUGACAUCGGGCAACUCCCCCGGCCCCAGUUUGCCUUCUGUAGCACAAGAAAGCUGAGGUCCCGUCUUACUGGAAACUUAAGUUCCUGUGAUCUUUAUUAUGGGACCAGACAUUGACUAGAACAGAUGUUAUGCUGAAGAUGACUUUUCUCUCAAAGAUUCAGCUUUGCAAAUUUACCUUUUCUACUUGUGCAUUUUUUAUGACCAAUUCAUCAUAGCAAGACACCUGAGUUCAAAUCCUGCCUCUCUACAUUUAAUAGUUUCUGAACUGCUGCAAGUUACACAGCCUCCCUCAGGCUGGCCCAAUCUAGAAAACAGAAAACUUAAUUCCUGUCUGCUAGCAUUGUUAUACACGAGGGAAAAGGGGCAUCUGAUUUCAUUUUCUUGUGUAACUUUCCCUAUGUUUUAACCAUAAACAUUGGGGAGACGGCUUUUCUGAGAUUUGUAGAUUCCUAACUCCCAGUAUCAAUUAAGUGGCACACAAUUAUAAUUUAAAUAUGAACUUUACUUUUUAAAAAACAAUUUCCUCACGCUUAGAGUCAAAGUUUCAUGUGUUCAUGAUAUAAUAAUCAGUAUUCCUGAUGAGCUUUAAAGUAAAUUGUUUUUUCUUUGAUGAUGGAAACUAUCAAGAGUUACAAUAAUAACAAUUCCCUCCCAUCCCAAGAAGGGAUUAUUUGGUGACCCAAGUCAGGGAAGCAGUUGAAGCUUAUUUGGGACUGUAGAUAGAAAUCCAAGGCUCAGUAAAUGAAGUGGCCACUUCUGAUUGGCUGAAGUUUGUUUAUUUUGAAAACCUAAAGAGCUAAAAGUAAUAUGAUGUAAUCGAAAAAAAGUUUUGGAUUUGGAGCCAGAAGACCUGGUUCUACAUUCCUGGCCAUACUUAAUGCCCACAUGACUGGGCCAGUCCCUUGCCCUCUCUAGCUCCAGUAACCCCAUUUGUAAGAGGGGCUUAACCUUUGAGGUAUGCUAGGACCUUAGGACAUGAUCUACAAAUGGAUUUCUGCACAAAUACAAGCUGGGAGGGGCGUGGCUGUAGAGCAGUUCACAUGAAAAUAACCUGAGGGUUUUCGUGAAUUACAAAUAGUCAUCGGCAGUGUUA